Molecule: messenger RNA, 5605 nt
Organism: Athalia rosae (coleseed sawfly)
Lineage: Eukaryota; Metazoa; Arthropoda; Insecta; Hymenoptera; Athaliidae
Product: FHIP family protein CPIJ015043
Exons: 14
Coding region: 348-3470 (1040 amino acids)
Source: RefSeq, a predicted model, not a curated record
GCGUGACGCACGGUGAUGCGAUAAUACUUUGUUCAUCCAAUAUUAAUCCCAUCUAAUUUUAGAUAUCUCACCCACACAUACCCAAAUCUAUGAGACUGAGUUAGAAAUAAGAAAAAAGGCAAAAAGUUUCGUGAAACGGACUUUCGUUCUAACUAGGGCAUCUUCCACACUUUGAAAACGACAAAAAGUCAAAAUCAAAACUUCACUAUGAUAGGAUCACUGAAAUUCGCAAUCAUUUUUUCAAAUAUUCUCGAUUCGAUUGUUGCGUUCUGACUUGGGUUGGACAGAUAUGUCUGAAAACUAGCUGUCAUGCUAUGUGUUGAGUUGAAGGAAAUCCAAUCGUCACUAUGAGUUGGUUGAGGAAUAGUCCACUGCGAACUAACUUCAGCAAACAACGAUCAAGAGAUUCACCACCCAAAGAUGCAGACCCUACAGCCUGCUACGACAGUUUUAGAAAACACUGGCAACAGACCCAUGAUAUUAUUUCACACACUCAGCCACCUGCUGGAAUACCGAGUCAAGAUGAUGUUCUGGGUGUUGUUAAUCACAUUGAUCAAAUGGUUACACUAUUGCUUCUUGAACUGCGCAACGCUACCCCAGUUAGUGAUAAUCGCCGUACAGCUACACCUACUCAUUCGCCAUGUCUGGAACAUCUUUUGAAUGAAAAUUUGCUUGACAAACUUUAUGAAUGGAGCUUACAUACUGGGAGAUUCAGCAAUGCGGUGCGGCUAGAGCAGCUGAAGCUUUAUGAGCUACUGGUAUCGCACAGCGGAACUUUAUUGGCACACGAACCUGUGGCAAGACCAUUAUUACGUCUGUUGGAACAAUGUGCAGAUGACAUAAUGCCACUGGAAGUAGAAAAAAAAUUAGUAGUCUUAUUGAAUCAAUUAUGUGUGGCACUGAUGCAAAACAUGGCAUUACUCGACCUCUUCUUUCAUCCUACAGCCAAUGGAAAAAGCAAAUUUAUUAUUUUCACGCUACUAAUUCCUCAUAUUCAUAGAGAAGGAGGAGUUGGUCAACAAGCGAGAGAUGCAAUGCUGCUAUGCAUGUCUCUCUCAAAGAAGAAUGAUGAAGUGGGAUUGUAUAUCGCAGAUCAUUCCAAUGUGUGUCCAGUAUUGGCUACAGGACUGAGCGGUCUUUAUUCAUUAUUACCUAGAAAGUUGGAUAUUGAGACAGAAGAUUGGCACAGGUUAACACCUGACGACAUAAAUGACAUACCAGCGGUGACACAGUUGAUGAAUUCCUUGGAAUUUUGCAAUGCUGUUGCGCAAGUAGCGCACCCUUUGAUACAGAAGCAACUGCUUGAAUUCCUUUAUCAAGGAUUCCUUGUGCCUGUAAUGGGACCAGCAUUACUUCAGGAAUCUGUUGGCUUGACCAUAGAACAGCUAGAUGCACCGCAAUACUGGACUGCAGUGGACGAACUGGUUGCUGCUACAGCCUACUUUGAUUUGUUUUUACGUUCGGUCACAGAACCUGGCUUACUACGAUCCCUGAUUAGAUUUUUACUUGAAGAUAAUUAUGACGAAUGCAGGAUAUUAGAUAGUCUCAUCCAAAGGAUAUCAUCGAUAUCGCGGCUCUGCAUAGUAACCUUGGCACUUUUUGAAACUUUGGUUGAGCUGAAUUGUGAAGACGUUAUGCUGGAACUAUGCCUUGGAGCACUGACUCCUUGUUCUCACGUAAUGCUUUCUCAACGGAGAAGAUUGCGAGACAUAGACCCAUUUGGACGAGCUGCAGAAAAAUUUCUAAGUCUUGCUCCGAAUUGUUGUUCUAGUGCAUUAACUUCAUCUACACCACCCAACUCUUUGCCCAACAUACCAGUCUCAACCCAUCGCAAAAAUUCGAAUACCGGUUUUGAGAGUUUCAAGUCUUUGCCUGUGCCAAUUAAUUAUGGAGCCAGACUAACGGAGAGCUUGUACGGAAACUAUCACGCCUACUUGUACGACGCCAGACAAAAGAUAGCAUCAUGUUACGUAGCCUGUUCAAAUUGGUCAUCUUUGUACGAUGGUGAAACUUUGAAAGAAAGUAAUGCUAACAGUAGUGUAACAACUUUGAUAGAUGAAAAUACUUUGAUCGAACGAACAAUUAAACGAAUAGAAAGUAAUCAAACUCUUUCAAAAGAUGCGACUAAAGAUGCUAUGACGCAAAGUGACAUCUUCAAAGAUACGGCGGGGAUAAGUGAGAGCUCCAAAGAGCCAUCGGUUCAGACUAUUUUAGAUAAUAUUGAAUCACUGUUGACCGGUGAAGACCUUAUUACGAGCAAAAAUGAUCCUUGUAAUUCAUUGAAUGAAAGGAACAUUGACAAUUUCAGUGGCACAUUUUCUCCAGAAGAACAAGCUAAACUGGACGCUGAUAUCGCAGAAUUAUUGAACGAGGAAAUCGCAAUCACUCAGCAAAUUAAAGAUACUUUGCAGUCAGAUAAAAAAGGAUCGGAUAGCGGAAUCGAUGAAUCAAAUACAGCAAUGAAUUCGCUUUUAUCUUUGGGCGAAAGUAGCGGUUAUGAAAGCUUUGCCUUCAAAGGUUCAUCGGAAUCAACUCCCGACAAUGAACAUAGUGAAGAUAGAAUAAGUGAACAUGAAGAAACUGAAACUGAAUUAAGUAUAGAACCUUCUGUACAAUUACACGGCAUAAAAGAUAUCAACUAUGUAACAAACGAGGGAUCAACAUCAAGUAAACAGUGCAAAGGGAACUCAUCGCAUAAUCAUGACAUUUUUAAUGGUCAACCAAAUGUUGGCAUUUUUCUAGACGUAGUCCUGCGAAAACUGGAAUGUAUGACGAACAACAAUGUCUAUGUAAAUUUGCAUUUAACCGGGCUCUUGAGCAGACUCGCGGUUUAUCCACAGCCGUUAUUGCAAUCGUUUUUACUGAACCACUCGCUCGUUUUCCAGCCUAGCAUCAGAUCCUUAUUUCAGGUACUAGCAUCUUUAAAACACAAAAUUGAUCAAUUUCUUUCACGACACAGUGAUAUCGAUCAAUUGGUGGAUCAGGCACGGAUAUUUUUAAUUAGUCGAGAAGACAAAUUAAUAAAUGCCAGGAAAAAUGUUCUCGAGGCGACUGCUCAAGCUGCAACUGUUAGACGUUAUUCCUCCACAAGUGAUUCAUUCUCUAGAGUUUUUAAACGUGAAUCAAAAAGAAGGAGUCUGACAUCAUCCCUGUCACAAAUGUUUAAACGAGCAGGUAGCAAUUCUGGACCAAGCAACUUAACUGGUUCCAUUAGUCAGCCAUCGAGCAUUUCAGAGGAUCAAUUAGUAGUUGUCAACGAUACUUCUAGACGCCGAUUUUAUAUGAAAACAUCAUGGGAAUCACCGAACGAGAUAAGUCCAGUGCAGAACAUUGUUCUGUGUGCAGUUGUAUUGGACGAAUGGUUGAAAGAGUUGGCAGCGAUCACGCAAGAACAUGCAAUAGCAUCGUUGACCAAUGGUCCUGAAUUCAGGGGUUGCGGUACACUUCUAUGUAAUGCAAUAAUGAUUUAAAAGUGUUUUCGAAUAAUACACAUAGGAUAUAACAUGUGGGUAUGAACAUAUCAAGGACUUGUUAUUCUGAUUCCUGAUUGUCGAAAACCCUCCAAAAUGUAUGAAUUUCUUGUACAAAGUAAGUACUAUUGGGUUCGUAAUAACAAGAUAACAAAUUUUCUGCUGCAAUCUGUUUGCUAAAUUCAUAAGUACGUAUCAGCCGGUGGGCAAGGAUUAUUGAGGGUUAUUGUGUAAGUGACCUGGAUAUGAGGGCCUCGAUUUCCGGUAACUUUAAUCGUUAAAAUUGGAAAGAAAAUAAUUCACGUGACAUGCCUGGUAUUGUUGGCAACAGCCUGCAAUGAAGAAUUUAUUGUUUACCUUACUAAUCAAAUCCAAAACCAAGCCACUGUAACAGUUAGUCAAGAACCAUAUCAUCUGAACAAUAUGUGCUGCAUUUUUCAGUUUUUCUUUCAGUAGCACGUUCUAAAUCCGGUAUGUAGUUUGGACCAUUUUUUUCACACAGUAAUGAUGAUGCCAUUACUGAAGAACAACCGGCAUCAAUGUAUUAACGAUUUCUUGCCAUUAGAGCGGAUAUUUUACAAUAUUCAAAAAAUGUAGAUGUAGAUAUGAAAUCAGGUGUAUAGGAAAGUUCGUUUACGAUAUAAUAGUUUCUCAAUUCUUUAUUUUUAUGUACUGCUACGAGAAUGCUUGUGGAUAUUGAGCAAUGAUUCAUGUAAAUAGAUGUGUAAAAUUUGAAUAUAAAAUUUACGUAUACACACAUACUUUGGCCAUUUGUAACAUUAUUUUUCUUGAAACAUUCGUAUUUAUAUGUAUAGUUUGACAAAUGUGCUGAGUUCUCGUUAUAACUGACCAUUUAUUUUGAUUAGCUGUCAGUGUGAUUGUGGAUAGGAGCUGAUGUGUAAUAAUAUAUUAUACAAAUAACUGUUAUGAGUAGAAGCGUAAAAGUUAUAAAACUAUCUAAAGUACGAUAGGUACAUGACAAAGUCUGAGGGUUUAUUACAGAUUUUGGCUGAAGAUAUAUUAUACUUUAAAUGCAACGCCUAAUCUUUAUCUAUCGUACUUUUGGCUAUAGUAAUUUUAUUAAAAAGAGUUUAUUAGUAUAUUACUAGUUGAAAACUAUCAAUAAUAGCCCUAUGUAUCAUAGUACAUCUCGUUAGUGCUACUUGUCAAAUUUUUUAACAUAUUGCUAAAAUUUAUCUAAAAGUGAUUGUCGAUAAUUGUCGACUAUUAAGAAAGCCAGAAAACAUCACAUUAGAACUUGAGGACCAGAUUUAAUUUCUACUUCCUGUGCCAAUGUUUGAUCAUCAGAUCUAUAGUUAUCGACAAGCUCGGAUUGAUGAGACAAAAGCUUUAGCAUCUAGCUUCUCAGAGCGACGUAUGAUAUUAAACAUGCAAUUAUACCUAUACAUGUGAUACAUUAUAAAUGCGGUAUCUAGGAAUCGAAAAACGUGAUUUUCAUUUGAAUUCUACUCGGAUAAUAUCAAAGCCAUAUUCAUGGAACGCUUUAUCUAUUACAUCUUAGUAUAAAUGUAUAAUGUUUCUCCAUGUGAUAUUAAGGUUGCACAUUUUUAUAGUGAUCACGUUUUUGUUUUUUAAUUAUUAUUGAAGAAUUAUCAAGUCAUGAAAGUAUAGGUUUGAAUUUCUAUAGAAUUAAUUUGCUCUUGAUUUGAACACUUCUUAUUCAUUUUAUCCUUCCCUCUCAGUUUCGCCUUUCAUAUUGCUAUUAUUCCCUUACCUUAUUCAAAAUACGCACAUGAUCGGAUUGAGUUGAUAAGUGGUUAUAUAUUUAUACUUGCAAUAAUUUACUUUUUAGUAUUGUGAAUAACAAAUUAGAACGAUUAUGUUGUAUCAACUCGUAUUUUACUUCAUAUGAAUAGAAUCUCAUGAUGUUUUUAUGAUCGUAUUACCAGAUCAUCUGUUCACCAUACUCCCCUCUGUUCAAAUUCUCGUUGUGAGAAUGAAUAGUCAACAGAUAAUUUUUUAUCAAAACCGAGCCAGGUGCAAUUUUUAAAAAAUUGUGAAGUAAUAUCGUCCAUACUAUAAAUUAUUUGUAGUAUAGAAUAGAAGUUUGAUAUCUGAUAAAUAUAUUAUGUCGUCUGAAAGACUUUUGAAUAAAUUUAAAAAUUUACUCACCA